Molecule: messenger RNA, 4230 nt
Organism: Elgaria multicarinata webbii
Lineage: Eukaryota; Metazoa; Chordata; Lepidosauria; Squamata; Anguidae
Gene: DHX8
Product: DEAH-box helicase 8
Exons: 23
Coding region: 58-3618 (1186 amino acids)
Biological process (GO): spliceosomal complex disassembly; mRNA splicing, via spliceosome
Cellular component (GO): catalytic step 2 spliceosome; intracellular anatomical structure
Molecular function (GO): RNA binding; ATP binding; RNA helicase activity
Source: RefSeq, a predicted model, not a curated record
CGAGCAGUUCUUGGAGCGCUUCCCGGAAGUGCCGGUCCUUGGCUGAGCGGAGGCGCCAUGGCGGACCCCACGGAGGAGCUCGCCAAGCUCGAAUACCUGUCUCUUGUCUCGAAGGUCUGCACUGAGCUCGACAACCACCUGGGCAUCAAUGACAAAGACCUGGCUGAAUUUGUGAUAAACCUCGCAGAAAAAAAUACAGCCUUUGAUGUAUUCAAAGCAGCCUUGGUGAAGAAUGGUGCUGAGUUUACAGAUUCCCUCAUCAGUAACCUGCUGCGUCUUAUACAGACAAUGCGGCCUCCUGCAAAACCUUCCACUAGCAAAGAUGUUAUUAAAUUGAAAACAGAAAAAGAGAAGUUCAAGGAGUUGUUUCCAGCUCUGUGUAGGCCAGACAAUCCCGUUGUCAGGACAAUGCUGGAUGAAGAUGACGUGAAGGUGGCUGCUGAUGCCCUAAAGGAGCUGGAAGCUUUAAUGCCAACGGCAGGCAAGCAGGAGAAACACCGGAGCAAUGAGGACCAGUUGAAGAAGAAGCGUAGGAGUCGCAGCCGCAGUAGAGAUCGGGAUCGGAAGCAGAAGCGGAAGCCGUCCUCUCACUCCCGGACACGGGAACGGAAUAAGGGUAAAUCCAGGUACCGCUCUAGGAGCAGAAGCCCAAGCUGGGACCGCAAGGAACGGGAGAAGCCUGGGGAGAAAGGCAGUGAGCGGUGGAGAGAUAAGCAUGUGGAUCGACCACCACCAGAAGAGCCUUCCAUCGGGGACAUCUACAAUGGCAAAGUCACCAGCAUCAUGCAGUUUGGCUGCUUUGUCCAGCUCGAAGGACUCAGAAAGCGCUGGGAAGGACUGGUGCACAUCUCAGAGCUGCGCCGUGAGGGGCGUGUUGCUAAUGUGGCUGACGUGGUGAGCAAGGGCCAGAGGGUUAAGGUCAAAGUGCUGUCCUUCACUGGCUCUAAAACCAGCCUCAGCAUGAAGGAUGUAGAUCAAGACACAGGGGAAGAUUUGAACCCAAAUAGGCGUCGGAACCUCAUUGGAGAGGCAGAGGAGACGGCCAUGAGAAAUCCAGAUAGACCCACUCAUCUAUCCUUGGUCAGCGCUCCUGAGGUGGAGGAUGAUACACUGGAACGAAAGCGCCUCACUCGUAUUUCAGACCCAGAAAAAUGGGAAAUCAAGCAGAUGAUUGCUGCCAAUGUGCUAUCCAAGGAAGAGUUCCCUGACUUUGAUGAGGAAACAGGAAUCCUGCCAAAAGUUGACGAUGAGGAAGAUGAGGACCUGGAAAUCGAAUUGGUAGAGGAGGAGCCACCAUUCCUGCGAGGGCACACAAAACAGAGCAUGGAUAUGAGCCCCAUCAAGAUUGUGAAGAACCCUGAUGGCUCCCUGUCUCAAGCUGCCAUGAUGCAAAGUGCCUUAGCUAAAGAGCGGCGAGAGCUGAAACAAGCCCAGCGGGAAGCAGAGAUGGAUUCUAUUCCCAUGGGGCUCAACAAACAUUGGGUGGAUCCCCUUCCAGAUGUGGAUGGGCGGCAAAUUGCUGCCAACAUGCGGGGCAUAGGUAUGAUGCCCAAUGAUAUUCCUGAGUGGAAGAAACAUGCUUUUGGAGGCAACAAAGCCUCCUACGGCAAAAAGACUCAGCUGUCGAUCAUUGAGCAGCGGGAAAGUCUCCCAAUUUUCCGGCUGAAGGAUCAGCUCAUCCAGGCAGUCCAUGAUAACCAGAUUCUGAUAGUUAUUGGAGAAACUGGCUCUGGGAAAACAACACAGAUCACACAAUACCUUGCUGAGGCCGGCUACACCUCCCGAGGGAAGAUUGGCUGCACCCAGCCUCGCCGAGUGGCUGCCAUGUCUGUUGCCAAGAGGGUAUCAGAGGAGUUCGGCUGCUGUUUGGGACAAGAGGUUGGCUACACCAUCCGAUUUGAAGACUGCACCAGCCCUGAGACAGUGAUCAAGUACAUGACAGAUGGAAUGUUGCUGCGAGAGUGCCUCAUCGACCCCGACUUGACCCAGUACGCAAUCAUCAUGUUGGAUGAAGCCCAUGAGCGCACCAUACACACUGAUGUCCUCUUUGGGCUCCUGAAAAAGACAGUUCAGAAGAGACAGGACAUGAAACUGAUUGUGACGUCAGCCACCCUUGAUGCAGUCAAGUUCUCUCAGUACUUCUAUGAGGCCCCCAUCUUCACCAUCCCAGGCAGGACCUACCCAGUGGAGAUUCUCUAUACGAAAGAGCCAGAGACGGAUUACCUGGAUGCCAGCCUGAUCACGGUCAUGCAGAUCCACUUGACAGAGCCACCAGGAGACAUCCUAGUGUUUUUGACUGGCCAGGAGGAAAUUGACACGGCCUGUGAGAUUCUCUAUGAGCGAAUGAAAUCCCUGGGUCCUGAUGUGCCUGAGCUGAUCAUCUUACCUGUGUAUUCAGCAUUGCCUAGUGAGAUGCAAACACGGAUCUUUGAUCCAGCUCCCCCAGGCAGCCGAAAGGUGGUAAUUGCCACAAACAUCGCUGAAACUUCGCUUACGAUUGAUGGCAUCUACUAUGUGGUAGACCCUGGCUUUGUGAAGCAGAAAGUGUACAACUCCAAGACCGGGAUUGACCAGCUGGUUGUGACACCAAUUUCCCAGGCUCAAGCAAAGCAGCGAGCUGGCAGAGCUGGAAGAACAGGCCCUGGCAAAUGCUACCGACUCUACACAGAGCGUGCUUACCGUGAUGAGAUGCUCACCACCAAUGUGCCUGAGAUCCAAAGGACCAAUUUGGCCAGCACUGUGCUGUCUCUCAAGGCUAUGGGGAUCAAUGACCUGCUGUCUUUUGAUUUUAUGGAUGCUCCCCCAAUGGAAACUCUGAUCACUGCGAUGGAGCAACUGUACACCCUCGGAGCCCUGGAUGAUGAGGGCCUGCUCACACGACUGGGGCGCCGGAUGGCCGAGUUCCCCCUGGAGCCCAUGCUGUGCAAGAUGCUCAUCAUGUCGGUUCACCUGGGUUGCAGCGAGGAGAUGCUCACCAUCGUGUCCAUGCUAUCUGUGCAGAAUGUCUUCUACCGACCCAAGGACAAGCAAGCUCUUGCUGAUCAGAAGAAAGCCAAGUUCCAUCAGACUGAAGGGGACCACCUCACACUUCUGGCCGUUUACAACUCGUGGAAGAACAACAAGUUCUCAAAUCCCUGGUGCUAUGAAAACUUCAUCCAAGCCCGUUCGCUGCGUCGUGCUCAGGAUAUUCGCAAGCAGAUGCUGGGCAUCAUGGACAGGCACAAGCUGGAUGUAGUGUCAUGUGGGAAAGCAACAGUACGAGUCCAGAAAGCCAUUUGCAGUGGUUUCUUCCGGAACGCAGCCAAGAAGGACCCUCAGGAGGGCUACCGGACUUUGAUUGACCAGCAGGUGGUCUACAUCCAUCCCUCAAGCGCCCUCUUCAACCGCCAACCGGAAUGGGUGGUCUACCAUGAGCUCGUGCUCACAACCAAGGAGUACAUGCGGGAAGUCACCACCAUAGACCCCCGCUGGCUGGUGGAGUUUGCCCCAGCCUUCUUCAAGGUCUCUGACCCCACGAAGCUGAGCAAGCAGAAGAAGCAGCAGCGCCUGGAGCCACUUUACAAUCGCUACGAGGAGCCCAACGCCUGGAGGAUAUCACGAGCGUUCAGGCGACGAUGAGCGAUCUUCCGUGCCUGCCAAGAACUGUUGGACAUUCCUGUGUCACCCAUACUUGGGCCAUCUAAUGUCCUGUAAAGGCAGAGGAUGGAGGGGAGUGGGAGGAAGUGCAGCUCUCAACCACACCUGAGUGAGACACCAUGGUUAAUUUUGGCGGUGCCUUUUAUCUUGAAGAGAAAGGUUCCUUUAGUCCUGUCCAAGGAUCAAAAGUUGCUGUGUAAUUUUGGACUGACCUAGCUACUGAAAGGCCUUGCUGAAUUUCAGUUUAUAUGCUGACCUAACCCUUCGGAACUGUUGUAUUUUGCUUUAAAGCAACCCACCACCAGCACAGUUGAACGGCUACACUUUUGGAAGAAGCAGGAAGACGGCCUAGAUUUCUGUAUGGGCUAGUCCUGCUUGGAUGGGGUUUGUCAGGUGUGCUGCAAUGUCAUUGUCCACUUCCUGUCUGAGUCCAAACAGCCCGCAAAGGCUUUUGGUGUAUACUAACAUUUUAUUUUUUAAAAAAAAUGUUCACUGACAUCAGAACUGCUGUCAUUAAAGAACUAUUCCUGUAUUUGAUCAAAAAUAUUCCCAAGCAGCUUUUUUUUAAUUUUAGAAAACAAAAUCUGGGGACAG